Messenger RNA from Glycine soja, 1259 nucleotides. Its product is annotated as peroxidase P7-like. NCBI's taxonomy places the organism in Eukaryota, Viridiplantae, Streptophyta, Magnoliopsida, Fabales, Fabaceae. The coding region runs from base 87 to 1052 and encodes 321 amino acids. The record is from RefSeq and is a predicted model, not a curated record. Gene Ontology annotation, biological process: response to oxidative stress; hydrogen peroxide catabolic process. Gene Ontology annotation, molecular function: heme binding; peroxidase activity. The transcript has 3 exons.
UUCCAAAACAUAAUAUAUAUAGGGUUUAGCAUUGAUCACUAGGUGACUUGUUAUUUCUAAUAGCAUUGCAUACUACUACAAAUAGAAUGGCAUCACAUGGGUAUUUCUCUGUUCUUGUCCAUGCCUUUGUGUUUGCAAGUCUUGCAACCUCAGCUUUCUCACAACUGUCACCUAAUUACUAUGAUUAUGCGUGCCCUAAUGCUUUGAGCACAAUCAAAAGUGUCGUAGAGGCUGCGGUGCAGAAAGAGUACCGUAUGGGGGCUUCUUUGCUACGCUUGCACUUCCAUGAUUGUUUUGUUAACGGUUGUGAUGGUUCAAUUCUACUAGACCCUUCACCCACCAUUGACAGCGAAAAGAAUGCAUUUGCUAAUUUUCAGUCUGUUAGAGGAUUUGAAGUGGUUGAUGACAUCAAGCAAGCUGUGGACGAAGCAUGUGGAACACCAGUUGUUUCUUGCGCAGAUAUAUUGGCUGUUGUCGCUCGUGACUCCGUGGUUGCGUUAGGUGGGCCAACAUGGGAGGUGCAACUGGGGAGAAGAGACUCCACCACAGCAAGCAAAGAAGCAGCAGAUGCAAACAUUCCAGCACCAUUUUUCAGCCUCUCUCAACUUAUCACCAACUUCAAGAACCAUGGUCUUGAUGAGAAGGACCUUGUUGUUCUUUCUGGAGGCCACACAAUUGGAUAUGCACGUUGUGUUACAUUUAAGGACCAUAUUUACAAUGACUCAAACAUUGAUCCCAACUUUGCACAAUACCUUAAGUACAUUUGCCCAAGAAAUGGUGGUGACCUCAACCUUGCUCCUUUGGACUCAACAGCAGCGAACUUUGACCUAAACUAUUACUCUAAUUUGGUUCAAAAGAAUGGCCUUCUUCACUCUGAUCAGGAACUGUUUAAUGGUGGUUCUACUGAUGAACUGGUUAAACAGUACAGCUACGAUACCGAAGCUUUCUAUGUGGAGUUCGCGAAUUCGAUGGUUAAAAUGGGAAAUAUUCAGCCCCUUACUGGGGAUCAAGGUGAAAUUCGUGUUAGCUGUAGGAAAGUGAACAACUAUUGAAGGAAAAUAAGUUGUGAUUAGUAGAAAUCUGGAGGCUAAAAAUCGUUGUGCAUUUGUAUUUGUGAUAAUUUAGUAUACGUGUUUAAGCCCUGCUUUGAUUGUGAGAUUAUCUGUAAGCGUGGAUAAACCAUUGUAAAGUUUAUGGAAUUAAUAUGUUUAAAAAUGGGAUUCUUAAUUUUGGAAGAUACGCUAUAUGUUUUUCGCCAA